UUUUGGAAAUCCUAAGAGACGGAGAGAAACUUUUUUUUUCUUGCUGGCGUCGUUGAUGAGGAGCUCUGCCAAAAAUAAUCCAAGGCACACAACAACAACAACAACAAAGAAAACAUACUUGUGUAGUACAAGGUGGGGGGGGGGGGGCAAGCUGAAGGAGAAAAGGCACAAAGUGUUUCUGAACCAUUGCGCCACAAGUCCGCAACGGGAAGAGGUAUCAUCGGCGCUCGGCUGCAUGGUUUGUUGGCGUCUGUGAUAUCUCAUUCGCCACAAAAAGACGAGACGCCUCUCCGUUACCUCCGCGCGCAAUAAUAAAUACAUGUGAUUCAGUGUUGGACGACCGUCUUCAGCCGACACUUUAUUCGACAGUGACUUGAGAUUCCUGCGAAGCAAUUGGGCUUCAACUCCCGACCAGAGGAGGCGGAGUCUUAACUUAUUAAAAGGAACUUGCCGAGGCUUGGACGCCCGCAAAUAUGAUGAUGAUGUCUCUGAACAGCAAGCAGCCUUUUGCCAUGGCCCACACCAGCUUGCCCGAACCCAAGUACUCGUUGCAUUCCUCCUCGUCCUCCACUCUGACUUCCAAUGCACCUUCGUCCUCCUGCUCAUCCUCCCGACACAGCAGCACCAUCAUCAGCAGCAGCAGCAGCAGCAGCUCGGAGGCGAUGCGCAGAGCCUGUCUCCCAACCCCACCGAGCAAUAUAUUCGGAGGCUUGGAUGAGAGUUUAUUGGCCCGGGCUGAAGCUCUAGCGGCGGUGGAUAUAGUCUCGCAGACCAAGAGCCACCACCACCCACCACAUCACAGUCCCUUCAAGCCGGACGCAACCUACCACACCAUGAACACUCUCCCCUGCACGUCGUCUUCCUCCUCUUCCUCCUCGGUGCCUAUCUCUCAUCCAUCCGCCCUGGCUGGCCACCAUCACCACCACCACCACCAUCAUCACCAGCCUCACCAGGCACUGGAGGGGGACCUGCUGGAUCACAUCACCCCUGGACUGGCACUAGGAGCCAUGGCAGGACCGGAUGGCUCGGUGGUUUCCACGCCUGCGCACCCUGCCCACAUGGCGGGCAUGAACCACAUGCACCAGGCAGCUAUCAACAUGGCUCAUGCCCACGGGCUACCGCCGCACAUGGGCAUGAACGACGUGGACGCCGAUCCAAGGGACUUGGAAGCCUUCGCGGAGAGGUUUAAGCAGAGACGGAUCAAACUCGGGGUUACCCAGGCGGAUGUAGGGGCAGCAUUAGCCAGUCUGAAGAUUCCUGGGGUGGGCUCCCUCAGCCAAAGCACCAUCUGCCGAUUCGAGUCCCUCACGCUCUCACACAACAACAUGAUCGCUUUGAAGCCCAUCCUGCAAGCGUGGCUAGAAGAAGCCGAGAAAUCACACAGGGAGAAACUUAAUAAACCCGAGUUGUUCAACGGCGCGGAGAAAAAGAGGAAGCGCACGUCGAUAGCCGCACCGGAGAAGAGAUCGCUGGAGGCCUAUUUUGCCAUUCAGCCGCGUCCCUCCUCGGAGAAAAUCGCAGCAAUCGCAGAAAAGCUGGACCUGAAAAAGAACGUGGUGCGCGUCUGGUUUUGCAACCAGCGACAGAAACAGAAACGAAUGAAGUACUCUGCAUGCGUCUGAAAAAAAACCCCACCACCCUCAAAAAGACUUGGAACUGUUUAGAGAUGAUUUGUAUCAUAUUUCCUAUCUCACACCUUUUUUUCAAUCAUCGAUGACUUUGUGCUUUGAACUUCGAAAAAAAAAUCCUGAAAUCGAACAAUGACUGACAAAAAAGAAAAAGAGAGAGAAAAAACUCGAGAGAGAGAAAGAAAAAACAGAUCCAGUCACGUCUUUUACUCGCUGAGAGGAAGAUGUGGAGUCAAGUAAAGCGUCGUUUGACAGAGCAAGUAAGACCACUGUUUCCACACUUACUAUGCUUCACCUUUUUAAUGCCAACGCAGUAUGACUUACAGGACUCUACGCUUUAAUUUGUAUUUAUAAUUCAUUUCAAAUGGUGACUAUAGUUUGGCUUAGAACUCCCACCUUCCCCACCCUCAAAGUGAAAAUAGCGGGGCCAUUUAACUCAAAGCACUUGGUUGGUGAAUAUUGGUGUUUAUAUUUUUGGCUUAUAGGAUAAGCUAUAUCCCCCCAGCCCCCCUCCAAGUUCAUGACAGUGCAGUCUGACAUUUAUUCAGGGUCCACGAGGGGGAUUAAGAGGACGACACACCACUUGUUCUUUUAAGCUAAUAUUAGAUUACUGCCAAAUAUCCUUGUGUAAAUGAAUAACUUCCUUGUCUCACACACACACAUACACACACACACUUCAUUUUGUGUCUAAAUGUGUAACUAAUUCCACUUAUUUUUGUUACCACGUGUGCUCAAAGUCGGGGAUCUAUUUUUCAAGAUACCCUGGGUUUGGAUUAAGUUAAGGUUAAUAUUAUUCUAAUUAUUAUUACUAUUAUUAUUAUUAUUAUUAUUAUUAUUAUUAGGCCUCAGUAUGUGGGAUUAUCAAAACAGGGAGUGACUGGGAUGGCUUCUACAGAUUUUUUUCGCUAUUUAAAAGAAAAUUUGAUUUCUCGCCGGCUACAAUAAGUUUACAAUCCAGCGUGGGCCGGUGUCUUAUGAAGUAUUUAUUGAGUGAGGUCAUGUUUACUUCAUUAUAUAUUUAUUGGGAUUCCCCCCACCCCCCAACACUACCACCCCACCCCCCUUCUCCUCCUCCUCCUCGUUUUGCUUGAGGAAAUCAAAUUCUGACAGCAAGUUAAGCGUGUUGUUCUGGUUUAAAGGGAAACGACUGUAAAACGUACAGUCACAAAAAAUUUUUUUUACGACUUUUAACGUCUGAGAUGGUACAAUCGAGAUAUAUAUGAGAUAGUAUUCUGUUUUUUAUAUUAUUUUAUGUAUGUUUCCCCCCUCUCCUGCUAUUUAUUUGUAUAAAUAUACGCGCAUCGUUAUGGAGUCGUUGCUUGUUAAAUCACCUUGUUUAAGUAAUGUUUUGUUUUUGUUUUUGUUUUUUUGUUUUUCUUGAAGAGAAAAAGAAACAGCUUCAUGGAAGUAUACGUGUACAAUGUAAAUAUUUCAUUGGAACCAGUCGAUGCACAUAAAUAUAUCCGUACAGGUUUUUGCUGUAUUGCUGUUUAGCUGAGGUAACUUAUUUCUGUAAUGUAUGUUGCUUUUGGUUCCCUGGUUAAAUAAUUCUAUUAAUUUAUUACAUCCAUGUAAUUU
Molecule: messenger RNA, 3206 nt
Organism: Oreochromis aureus
Lineage: Eukaryota; Metazoa; Chordata; Actinopteri; Cichliformes; Cichlidae
Gene: pou4f2
Product: POU class 4 homeobox 2
Exons: 2
Coding region: 474-1622 (382 amino acids)
Biological process (GO): regulation of transcription by RNA polymerase II
Molecular function (GO): DNA-binding transcription factor activity, RNA polymerase II-specific; RNA polymerase II cis-regulatory region sequence-specific DNA binding
Source: RefSeq, a predicted model, not a curated record